Molecule: messenger RNA, 1977 nt
Organism: Empidonax traillii (willow flycatcher)
Lineage: Eukaryota; Metazoa; Chordata; Aves; Passeriformes; Tyrannidae
Gene: NMNAT2
Product: nicotinamide nucleotide adenylyltransferase 2
Exons: 11
Coding region: 86-1012 (308 amino acids)
Biological process (GO): NAD+ biosynthetic process
Cellular component (GO): Golgi apparatus
Molecular function (GO): nicotinamide-nucleotide adenylyltransferase activity; nicotinate-nucleotide adenylyltransferase activity
Source: RefSeq, a predicted model, not a curated record
CCGGCCCCGCUCCAUCCCUCCUCCCUCCUCCCUCCCGCAGCCGCACCGAGCCACAGACCGCGGCGGGGCCGGGCAGGGCCGCACCAUGACCGAGACCACCAAGACCCACGUUAUCCUGCUGGCCUGCGGCAGCUUCAACCCCAUCACCAAGGGCCACAUCCAGAUGUUCGAGCGAGCCCGGGAUUACCUGCACAAGACCGGCCGCUUCAUCGUCAUCGGGGGCAUCGUCUCGCCCGUGCACGACUCCUAUGGGAAGACGGGUCUGGUCUCGAGCCGGCACCGCCUGACCAUGUGCCAGCUGGCUGUCCAGUCCUCCGACUGGAUCAGGGUGGACCCCUGGGAGUGCUACCAGGACACCUGGCAGACCACCUGCAGUGUGCUGGAGCACCACCGUGACCUGAUGAAGAGAGUGACUGGAUGCAUCCUCUCCAAUGUCAACACGCCCUCCAUCACCCCUGUGAUCGGCCAGCCCCAGAAUGAGUCCUCGCAGAACAUCUACCAGAACAACAACAACAUCUCCAACAAGCCCACUGCGGCAAAGAUCCUGGGGAAGGUGGGAGAAAGCCUGAGCCGGAUCUGCUGCGUUCGCCCGCCCAUGGAGCGCUUCACCUUUGUGGAUGAAAAUGCCAACCUGGGGACAGUGAUGAGAUAUGAGGAGAUCGAGCUUCGCAUCUUACUGCUCUGUGGCAGCGACCUGCUGGAGUCCUUCUGCAUCCCUGGUCUCUGGAACGAGGCAGAUAUGGAGGUGAUCGUCGGGGAGUUCGGGAUCGUGGUGGUGCCCCGGGAUGGAGCAGAUCCCGACCGGAUCAUGAACCACUCCUCCAUCCUCCGCAAGUACAAAAACAACAUCCUGGUGGUGAAGGAUGACUUGAACCACCCCAUGUCGGUCGUCAGCUCCACCAAAAGCAGACUGGCCCUGCAGCACGGGGAUGGACACGUCGUGGAUUACCUCUGCCAGCCCGUCAUCGACUACAUCCUCAAGAGCCAGCUGUACAUCAACGCCUCUGGCUAAGAGCCAGGGCCCUUGCAGCGAGACAGCCCUCGUGUCCCGCCUGCCUGCAGCUCUCCAUCACUCUUUUUUCUCUCUCUCAGUCCGUGUCUCCAUCUCUCUCCCCAUCCCAUGGCCUCCUGCCCGUGUCUGCCUCUCACCCCCGGCACCAACACUCCAUCAUGCAGCAAUGUCCAGGGAACACUUUGGUCUCUUUUCUGGGGCACUGCCCUGCCCUGCACACGUGGGGAGGGAGGAGGGACCGGGAGGAGAGCGGCGUGCUCGGUGUGCUCGAGGGGAGGCCGCCCCGGCACCCCCUCCCAGCAUGGCCCUGGGAAAUGGCCUCCCCGGUCCGUCCUCCCAGCAUGCUCAGAGCCAGGGGCUGCCUCUUCUGCAUCAUCUUACAGAACUUUAGCUCAAUAAAUCUAGGUGCAUUUUUUUUUUUUUUAUCCAGUAGUUUAGUGCGAGCCCUUUGAGCCUCUGGACACGGCGACCGAGCAAACCCCGGCUGGCACCGGCGCGGUGCCUCGGGGCGGGUGAGCCUCCCAGCCUGGCAGCAGGACAGCCCAGCCAACAAAACCCUCCUCCUGGUCCUGAAAAAUCACGCAGAAGGCAUUUCUAAAGGGGAGCAGAGGCCUUGGCAAUCAUCAUUGCCGAAGCACUGCAGGGAGAAGGUCACGUCUCACCUUCCUGUGGCUGCAAGAACUGAAGCCACACCCUACGUGACUUGAGUCACGUGUAGUGAUGUUCUUUCUCCAAACCCCAGCACCUAGAAAGGGAUCUGCCACUUACAGAGCCAAGAAACGAGGUAGAAAGAAGCAGGUAGUGAGCCAAAACCUCUGGUGACAGUUUUCCCCAAAGCUGGUUGGGUCCAUCGCCAUCCUCUGGCCUCCAGAUCUCCAUUUCUGUCUGUAAACUUCCCCCUUCUCCAGACUCUCUUCCUCUUCUUGAAGAGCUCAUUAAAUGCAUGAUAUUUUCCCCCUCCCAAA